AUGGCAUCUGUCUCUAAUAUAAACGAGGGCAAGAAGCGCACCCUCCUCGAGGCCAUAGCCUCUGAUGAGCCUACGUUAUGGCUCGAGCUCGCGGAUGGCGGGGAUCGCAUCCCAGCCCACCGCGACCUCCUUUCGCUGGCGUGCAGCUGCGUCAAGGGCUUGCCGCCAGGCGACAUAUGGUGCCUGAAAGGCCUGACAGUGGAGGGCAGCCCUGUGUCGCGCGCUGUGGUGGUCGCCUGGAUCCAGGUGGUGUACGGUCUCUCGCCCGCCGCGUACGACUGUGAUGGCGGCGGCAGUGACGGCAGCGGCGACGGAAGCGGUGGAGGCGCGGAGCAGCAUGCGGACGCCAUCUGCCUGCUGCUCUUCGCCGACGCCGUCGGCUCCAACAGCCGAGUCAUGCGCGGGUGCUUCAGUGCGCAAUUCGACAGCAUUCACGUGGAUCUGGGCGGGGAGCGUGUGGAGCUGCAGCUUGACGGGAGGGGAUACUUUGUGCUCGAUAAAUCAAGUCUCGUGGAAUCAACAAUGACAGGUGACCGCCAGAUGCCGCUGUCGGCUUCUGCUUUGGCGGCGGUGCAAGAGGUGGGGCCCAAGGCGGCCGCGCAGCUGGAGCCCAUCCUGUACCUGGCAUAUCACCUGGGGCUUGAGGAGCUUCAGGAGAAGCUGCACGCCGUCAUGUUUGGGAACGCACUGUUUAGCAAUUCCAUUUUCUCCGAAGACGUUGUCCCCUCCAUCCUUACCGACCGCGUGAUGGCGGCGGCCCCCAAGGCACAGCUGCGCGACGCUUGGUGGGAGCACAUCACCAGCCAGGCAUGCCUUGCAGUCUCGCACACUGAACUGUUCGGGCAUCUGAAAGCAGAGGACAGCAGUCCAAUAUUGACUGAGGUUGUGCUGGGGAUGCCGCUGCUGGGGACGCCAGCAGGCACCAAGGUGCUGCUUAGGAUAGACCUUAGGGAUGGCACCAUCAAGAGAGGACUCACCGGACCCACAUUCCUCAGCUGCAGCCUUGUGGUUGGAAACGUGUAG
Messenger RNA from Monoraphidium neglectum, 1023 nucleotides. RefSeq lists its product as hypothetical. NCBI's taxonomy places the organism in Eukaryota, Viridiplantae, Chlorophyta, Chlorophyceae, Sphaeropleales, Selenastraceae. The coding region runs from base 1 to 1023 and encodes 340 amino acids. The transcript is spliced from 2 exons. The record is from RefSeq and is a predicted model, not a curated record.